AUGCAACUUCCAAUCCCCCUCUUCGCUCUGAUGGCCUCCAUGGUCGCAGCCUCGCCUGCGCAGCCUAUACCAGCGCCGGCCCUCGAGGCCAGGGCCGCAGCAACAGACGUCUACAAGUACGUGGCCUACACAACCUUACCUGUUGCAUAUCCAACGGCCGCCUCGUCACGCUCCGGAUAUGUCUCAUCAGAAGACGAAUGCCCUUCGGGCUGUGUUGCUGCUCCUGCUGCAGGCAUGCUCGGCAUCGUCACGACAAAGUACUCUUGCGCAGCACCAGCGGCCACAACUUCUUGGCGCUCUUGGACGGCGACGAGUACCUGUGGACCCAACUCAGCUGUGACCACCUACUCAAGCGCAUGGGGGAGUGAAAAGACUGCUGUCGGAUGUCAUGCGCUGGCCUAA
Messenger RNA from Pseudocercospora fijiensis CIRAD86, 402 nucleotides. RefSeq lists its product as uncharacterized. Bases 1 to 402 code for a protein of 133 amino acids. The transcript has a single exon. The record is from RefSeq and is a predicted model, not a curated record. NCBI's taxonomy places the organism in Eukaryota, Fungi, Ascomycota, Dothideomycetes, Mycosphaerellales, Mycosphaerellaceae.